Molecule: messenger RNA, 2102 nt
Organism: Cuculus canorus (common cuckoo)
Lineage: Eukaryota; Metazoa; Chordata; Aves; Cuculiformes; Cuculidae
Gene: ICMT
Product: isoprenylcysteine carboxyl methyltransferase
Exons: 5
Coding region: 31-912 (293 amino acids)
Biological process (GO): C-terminal protein methylation
Cellular component (GO): endoplasmic reticulum; membrane
Molecular function (GO): protein C-terminal S-isoprenylcysteine carboxyl O-methyltransferase activity
Source: RefSeq, a predicted model, not a curated record
CGCGGGCGGGGCGAGGCGGGAGCCGCCAAGAUGGCGGCGGCGGGGCCGCGGUGGGGGCGGCUGGGUCGGGAGGGCCGCGCCAGCCUGGCCGCCUUCCUCAUGGGCGCCUCGGUGGCGGCUCUGCCCGUGGCCCUGGGCUCCCCGCCGGGCCUGCUGGCCGCCCCCGGCCUGCGUGGCCGCCUGGCGCUCGUCCUGCACGUGGCGGGCGUCAACGCCGCGCUGCUGCUGUUCUUCCCGCGGCCGCUCUACAGGAUUGCCGUCCGCGCCUGUUUCUUGGGCUUCGCCUUUGGCUGCGGGCUGCUGCUGAGCGCCGGACGCUCUGCCUGGCGCCACUUCGGAUGGUACGUGUGCUCUCUUUCCCUCUUCCACUACUCGGAGUAUCUAGUGACAGCCAUCAACAACCCACGCAGCCUCUCGCUGGACUCCUUCCUGCUCAACCAUAGCUUCGAGUACAACCUGGCUGCGUUCUCCUCCUGGGCGGAAUUCACGCUGGAGAAGCUUCUCUUCCCAGAGCUGAAGCAAAUCACCUGGCUGAGCACCGUGGGGCUGCUGAUGGUGAUCUUCGGGGACUGCCUGAGGAAAGCUGCCAUGCUCACAGCCGGCUCCAACUUCAACCACAUCGUGCAGAACGAGAAAUCGGAUACUCACACGCUGGUGACGAGUGGGGUGUACGGGUGGUUCCGGCACCCCUCUUACGUGGGAUGGUUUUACUGGAGUAUUGGAACACAGGUGUUGCUCUGCAAUCCCAUCUGCCUGGUGGGUUACGCACUGGCCUCCUGGUGCUUCUUCAGGGAACGGAUCGAGGAGGAGGAGAUAACGCUCAUUCACUUUUUCGGAGAAGAGUACCUGGAGUACAAAAGAAAGGUGCCAUCGGGUCUCCCUUUUAUUAAAGGAGUCAAAGUGGAACUGUAGUGCGGGUGAAAACCGGACUGGCUGAGCGAACGCCCGGCUCCAGGUGCUGCCAGGCGAGGGACGAUGUGUGGUGCGGGAAGCAGCCCGUUGGUGUUUCCCGGCUGCCUGGGAGGAGCUGGCAAAGGGCUGCGGAGCUGGGCAGCCAGCCAGGUCACUAGUGGAUCAGAAGCUCUUUUAUCCUCCUUGAGAUAAGUCCUUCAUUGCACAUUCAGGGAUCUUCCAGAUAACUUAGCCUUUAGUGACCCUAAAGAGAAUCGACCCCUUCAGCCUGCAGCAGCUGAAUUGUAUCGGAACGCCUCUGGACCCAUCCGUUCGGAGAACAGCUCUGCCCUCCACCCCCAUGCAGGAAAAGCGCUGCUCGGCGGAUUGUUGCUAUGGCUUAGUUUGAAUUUAAAGCUUUUUGACCUUGCAAGCCAGGCAGCGCAGCUUUAAUCUCUUUAGGCCAGGUGCUGUGGGCUGGUGCUCAUGGCUCAUGGGAGCCUUCAGCUCGCCAGGUCCAGGGGCUGCUGCCCACCCUUCUGGCAGCCGGUUAGUGCUCCCAAGCAUUCACGGGGAGCCUUUUCUGCUCUCCUUGUGCUGCUGGAUCGCGAGCGGCUCCUGAAAUGCAGUAGGAGAACGACCCUGCUCUCUUCUCCCUCGGCUGCUGCCAUGAAUUUGGGUCACUCUUUCAGCCGCUGCCUCCCUGAGCCUCCCCACCUCUUCCCACUUCCAAAUCGCGAUGCUUCCUAUCCUGCCAAGCCUCCUCCAUCCUGCAGAGAUCCCAGGAUUUGGGGCUGGGGAAGAACCGCAGCUGCCAGGUUUGCCAAGGGCUUUAGGGUUCGGGAUCCUUGCCUGCUUUUUGGGGUGAAACCUGGGAUGUCGGCGCGACCAGGAGAUGCUUCUGGGGGAAUUAUCCAAACGGGAAACCAGUUUGGCUGGCUAACGCUAUUUUAAAAGUUACCAUUUUGGAAAUGGUUCCUCCUUGAGCUGUAUAGUAUAACUUAUUCUGUCGUUAUGUACCAAAGAGGUUCACUGUUUUCUUCAGUUUUAAACUAUCCUUUCUAGCUGGAAUGGAAACGAGUUGCGUCGGUUCACGCUUUGGGAUCAGGGUGUUCCACGGUGAAGGUGCUGAGGAACAGCUUGGGAAAGGGGGCUCUGCUGGAAAUUGCUUUAGGGUUGGAUUUUUUUAAUAAAACCCAAGAAAAUUGUUA